Humulus lupulus (European hop) is the source of this 555-nucleotide messenger RNA. Its product is annotated as glutathione S-transferase T3-like. The transcript is spliced from 2 exons. The record is from RefSeq and is a predicted model, not a curated record. NCBI's taxonomy places the organism in Eukaryota, Viridiplantae, Streptophyta, Magnoliopsida, Rosales, Cannabaceae. Bases 1 to 555 code for a protein of 184 amino acids.
AUGGACUCACAACUCCAUGGGGUUCAUUCCUUCACUACACUGUUACAAGAGGGGGAAGAAAGCUACAAUGACUAUUCCCCAUCUUUGAAUGACUUAGAGUCGCAAUAUACUCCGUCCAAUCCAGAAGAUGGGAGUAGUAGAAAAACUAAAUCUAGAAAAGGAAAUUUUAGCACAGAAGAGGACAACUUGCUAGUUUUAGCUUGGCUGAAUACUAGUAUGGACCCAAUCAAUGGGGUUGAUCAAUCAAAAUAUUCAUUUUGGUCUAGAGUUCAUGAAUAUUAUGAGAAAAACAAAAAAUCUAUAUCUUCUGAACAUAGUUCAUGCUCUAUUAGAAAUAGAUGGUCUACUAUCCAACUUGCUACAAAUAAGUUUUGUGGGGCCUUAGCUCAAAUUGAAAGAAGGUCUCCAAGUGGGGCUAAUGAGCAAGAUAGAUUUAGAAAGCCAAAGAGUUCUACCGAAGUAUCCAUCCCACUUCAUUCAACUUUCUUCAUUGUUGGACUAUUCUACGACACCAUCCAAAAUGGAAAGAAUCUGUGGCUGAGGGUAGCAGUAUGA